This is a messenger RNA of Xenopus laevis (African clawed frog), 2280 nucleotides long. It is a transcript of the gene mns1.L, whose product is annotated as meiosis specific nuclear structural 1 L homeolog. The record is from RefSeq and is a predicted model, not a curated record. The coding region runs from base 200 to 1696 and encodes 498 amino acids. Gene Ontology annotation, biological process: cilium organization. The transcript has 10 exons. Gene Ontology annotation, cellular component: motile cilium; nucleus. Lineage: Eukaryota; Metazoa; Chordata; Amphibia; Anura; Pipidae.
CUCCACAGCACUGAUUUCUGUAGCCAAUCGUUUUACACACCGGGGCGGGACGGCGCGCUUUCUGCCUAGGAGACCGGGUUUCCUUAGUAACGCAACAAACAGGCGCCGGAUCUACUUGUGGAGAAGGAGGGGGAUAACGAGGGCACCGGGAAGCAAUUCUGGCGUUUGGGGCACCUCGGCCUGAUCUGCAGCUACAGCAAUGAUGGUGUCCAGGAGAAGUGUUACUUACAGACAGAGGGAGAAGAUGGUAGCAGAGGCACAGCGACAAGAAUUCCUGCGGGAGGACCGAAUGAAACAUUUAAACUUUGAACAGCAAAUGGCAGAAAGUUUAAAGAGUGAGGAACGUGUGGAAAAAAAACGCUUCCUACAACGGUUACAGAAUGAAGAGCAUGAGAGGAGAAUGGACGAGUCCAUACAACAGGCAAAUGAAAGCAGGAUGUUAAAAGAGCGACAGCUGGAACAAGAAGAGAGAAUGGCAUUGGAACUGGCAAGGAUACAACAUGAAAAACUAAAAGAUGACAAGAUAAGACAACAAAUACGAGAAAACAGCACUGAACUUCGUGAGCUGGAACAAAAGCUCAAAGCUGCAUACCUCAACAGGGAGCGGGCAGCUCAGAUUGCAGAAAAAGAACUUUUCAAAUAUGAACAGAUGAAAGAAGACUUGGAAACUGUUCGUAAGCUGCAGAAAGAUCAAGAAAGAUCUGCAGAUGAAGAGAUUGUCAAAGAAACCAAGCGCUAUCAGCAGAAGCUGAAUUACCAGAGAGAGCUGGAAAGGCAGUUGGAAGAAAAAGAAAAGACAAGACAGGAAGCUUACCAGGAAUUCCUUAAAGAGAAGAUCCUUAUUGAUAAUAUUGUAAGAAAGAUCUAUGAAGAAGACCAAAUGGAAACACAGAUGAAGCUGGAGAAAAUGAAUGCCACACGGAGAUACAUUGAAGAAUUCAAAGAUCAGCAGCAAACAUGGAGACACAUGGAACAGGCAAGAAUGGAAGAGGAGAACAGGAAAAUCCUGGCAUUUGCCAACAUGCAACAGAGGAGAGAGGAGGAUCGUAUUGCAGAAGUGCGAGAGCGGGAGCAGCAGAAGAAAGCUCUACAGGAGAAGCUUGCAGAACAGAUCCAAAAAGAGCAACAGCAGCGAGAUGAACUUGAGCAAAUGCGUGAAGAGCUGUACCUGGAGGAGCAGGCUGAGGAGGCUAGGCAAAAGGAUAUUGCAGAGAUGGAGAAGAAAAUCCGCCAGCGUCUGGAAUUGCAGCAAACAUUUGAAGAGCAAAUGGCCUUUAAGCAAAUUGUGCAGCAAGCUGCCAAAGAAGAGGAGGAAGCAUUUGUACAAGCCAUGCUAGCCAAGUUUGCAGAGGAUGACCGAAUUGAGCAGAUGAAUGCGCAGAAGAGGAGGAUGAAACAGCUUGAGCAUAAGAGAGCAGUGGAGAAGCUUCUAGAGGAGAGGCGCGAGAAGUUUAUUGCAGACAAAGAGCGUGAACUUCGGGAGCGGCAAGACGAAGAAAGAAGAGAAUCAUUCCGUCGAGCAAUUAUCGAGGAGGAGAGGCAGAAAAUCCUCAAACAACAUGCUACUCAGUUGCUUGGGUAUCUUCCAAAAGGAAUAUUUAAGAAUGAAGCUGAUCUUAAUUUGUUUGAUGAAGGAUUUCGCCAGGAUUUUCAGAAAAGUAGGGCCGACAUAUCAUCAGAUGACGGAUGGGAUUAACUUAUGCAUUAGAAUGAAUUAAACUCUAGAUGACAUAAGGGCUCAUAUAGAGAAGCAAGCAGGAAACACUAGAUGCAAAAAAAAAUUGUGAUAGUGAUUUUUCUUCUGAAUUUCAUUGUAAUACAGGGAGUAUGCAAAAUAGUGUGCAAGCAAUUUACCUAUUCAAGGGUGAAAUAACCGUCCCGGGGGGGGGGGACAUUUACAAGCACAGGGCAUAUUGUAGUUGGGCAGUAACCCAUGGGAACCAAUCAGAAGUUUGCUUUCACUGGUCUAACAGCCUACCUGAUCACUGUUUGCUAUGGGUUACUGCCAAGAUGCAAAUUUGCCCAGCUUUUGUAAAUGAGCCCUAAUGUGUGCAUGCAUUAUAUCAAUUGCAUGUGUAUGGGCAGCACCCUGUGUGUAGUUCAUUACAGCAGGCUAAACAGGCACAAGUACCUUUGUGAAUAGAAGGAAACAUAAUUUGGAGCACAAAUUUGCACAUACUCUAAUAAAUGAGCCCUGAUGUGUACUAUAAAAUAGUUUUUUUAUUCUUGUUAUUUUAUGUAAAUUAAGAAAAUUAUAAAUAAAAGGUGUAGCAAGCCUUA